This is a messenger RNA of Pogona vitticeps (central bearded dragon), 4806 nucleotides long. It is a transcript of the gene E2F8, whose product is annotated as E2F transcription factor 8. NCBI's taxonomy places the organism in Eukaryota, Metazoa, Chordata, Lepidosauria, Squamata, Agamidae. Gene Ontology annotation, cellular component: RNA polymerase II transcription regulator complex. The record is from RefSeq and is a predicted model, not a curated record. Gene Ontology annotation, biological process: regulation of transcription by RNA polymerase II. Gene Ontology annotation, molecular function: RNA polymerase II cis-regulatory region sequence-specific DNA binding; DNA-binding transcription factor activity, RNA polymerase II-specific.
CGCCGCCCCCUUCCCUAGCAGGAGCCAAUCAGAAGUGCCGCGUGCGGAGCGUGCCAAGGUCGGGGGCGGAGCCUGCCAUUUCCCAACGAAGGGGCGCGAGUAGAACCUCGGGGUUGGGCGAGGUCGGAGGCUCGGUGGGUGUGAGAAGGGGAGCAGGCGAGCGAAUGGUAAAAAUGCUGUCUGACCAACCGAACCCUUGAAGUGCUUAAAAUAAACACAUGAAUGAGUGAAAAUCUAAUAGCUGCAAGAUGAGUACUGAAGAUAAGGAAAAUCAGCCUUUUGAAGCAGAUGAAAACACAGUGAAAACACCUUUAAAACAGAAAACUGCCUCCCAUUGGCUGUUGACAGAGAUCCAGCCAGCUGCUUCUGACCACCGGACUACACCACCAAAACCUACUGAAUUAUCUCCUGGAGAUCCAUGGACACCAACAGCCAACCUUAAAAUCCUGAUCAGUGCAGCUAGUCCUGAAAUUAGAAAUCGAGAACAGGAAAAAAAGUUGCCAGACAGUAGAAAUGAAAGACUUGAGGACUGUUUAUCAGCAGAUGAUUAUGAAAAAUCCCAACCAAGUCGUAAAGAUAAAAGUCUAGGACUACUUUGUCACAAAUUUUUGGCUCGAUAUCCUAGUUAUCCAAACACUUCUAAAAACAAUGAAAUUUGCCUUGAUGAAGUAGCAGAAGAGCUUAAUGUUGAGCGUAGACGUAUCUAUGACAUAAUGAAUGUAUUGGAAAGCCUUCACAUGGUGAGCCGACUUGCCAAAAACAAAUAUUCUUGGCAUGGGCGUCAUAAUCUUAAGAAAACCUUGUGGAUUUUGAAAAAAGUAGCUGAAGAGAACAAAUACGCACACCAAGUUGAGUUGAUUAAGAAAAGAGAAUCUGAACAAGAUUCUGAAGAAGGCAUCCAGAAGAUCGAUUUAGUGGCGAAGCAUAUUAGGCCCAACGAUCACACAGAUGUUUGCUUUGUGGAACUUCCUGGGAUGGAGUUUCGAGGAGCUUCAGUAAACAGUCAUAAAGACAAGUCUUUAAGAGUGAUGAGUCAGAAAUUUGUGAUGUUGUUUCUUGUAUCAACUCCUGAGGCUGUCAGUCUAGAGAUUGCCGCUAAAAUGUUGAUUGGUGAAGACCCUGUUGACUACUUGGAUAAAAGCAAGUUUAAAACAAAAAUCCGGAGGCUGUAUGAUAUUGCUAAUGUCCUCAGUAGCCUUGAGCUUAUCAAGAAGGUUCAUCUUACAGAAGAGAAGGGUCGCAAGCCAGCUUUUAAAUGGACGGGACCAGAUGUUUUUUCAGAUACUCAGGGUACCAAGCCUGAACCUAUGCUUGCUGUGACUGUAUCAUCUCAUACUGUGGAAGCGAAUCUUUCCAGGGAGCAUUGUUCCAAGAAUCUUUUCCCUACUGGAAACAAGAAAGGCUUUACACGACACUCGUCCUUAAUUAAAGUGGCAAAGGCUACACAAAGUGGUUGGAGAAAGAUUCAUUCGGCACCAAGCAGUCCUAUCAAGAAAAAUACAAGUCAGAUUCCCCCAAUGAUUCCAAGCAAGAUGGCUCAACUUGCAGCAGUAUGCAAACAACAGUUAGAUGAACAUUCAAGGGAUUUCAAAAAACUAGAAAUGCAAUUAGAAGAAUCCACAUUGCGAUGCUGUCCAACAUCCCCUCCUGAAUCUAAUUUGAAGCCGAAACCACUCCUGUUGUCUUCUCAGUCGAAGAGCCGACCUCUUAUUCCCAGUUCAGUGUCUCCAGGAGUGUUACCUCCUGUUCAUUCCGAGGUAUCAUAUGCACUGUUUGUGCAGCCUUCCCAAACAGGGAUAGUGACUACAUACAAUCCACAAUGCUCGGUACAGCCUGUUCCCUGUGCUAACGUAAUUGGAAUGAAAUGUCCUUUGGGACCCAGUUUACAGUCAUCCCCUGGAGAAAUGCUUACUGGAGACAGUGACUACAGCUUUGGAGAAGGCAGUCUCUGUGCUAGAAACCAGAAUCUGCUAACAGAUACAGAACAAGAAGGUACAAAAGAUGACCUGGCAUCCAAGAAAUGUUUCAAAAGAUGCAAAUCCUUAUUGAAGGAUACUCCAUUUAAAAAAUGCAAGAGUGCAGAAAUGGAGCUUCAAGAUGUGCUGCUGGGGGAAUCUGUUAGGAAUAAAAACCACCAGUCUUCUGUAGCACUGCAUCUAGAUCAGGAGGUCUUAACUUCAUCAGUGAUGAAACAAAGUCAGUCUGAAAAUGCCAACCAGCACUUGGAAUGUCAACAUAAGCAGAAGGAGCAAAGAAGUAUUCUGCAGGGUGAUAAAGUCACCACAUCUCAGGAGAUAUCUGUAGCAUUUCCAGAUACUACACAGAAGACUUGGUUUCCUUCAGGUUAUCUUAUACCCCUUCCUCCGUGUGCACAUCUUUUAAGUGAAUCCACUCUCUCCAAUAAUGGGAAAGCUGAGAUAAAUGCAGACAAGAAAUCCUCUGGUUCUCCUAUUGCUGGUGGCAUUCCAGUGACAUCUGAUUUCACAGCAGUUAAUCUCCCUGCUCUUCAUGUAACACCUUUGAGCGUCUUAUUACCAUCAUCCUCAGUAGGUGCUGUAUCUGUGGUGAAUGGCACUGCUGUUGCUUUGGCACACACUAAUCCUGUUCAAGCUCCAAGCCAUUCAGUUAUGAACUUUACAUUGCAACACAUAAGACUGAUACCAACUAGCAUACAGACACCUAUAGAGCAAGUGCUUGGAUCUGCCCCAGUUUGUCAAGGAACAGAACGUGUUAAUUCUACCCCACUACAUAUAUGCCUGAAACAAAGGGGAUCUUUGCAGAAUAUCUCACCAAACUAUAACCAGGAAUUAAAUGGAAAUUCGGUUCUAGCUACUCCUUCCCAGCCGACCACUGUUCCUGUGGCUUCCAGUGAUUCUGCAAAAGGAGACAAAAACCUAUUCCAGUCGUCGUGUGAUUCAGCCAUAAUGUGUGGCUUUUGCUCAUCUUCUUGUAAAUCAGAUAAACUUUCAGCAUUGGUAGUUCAACAACAUCAACAACAAAAUCCUUGAUGUUUCAAUGGAAGAUGGUGAAUAUUAAUUUGGUAGAAUAUGCUUCCAAAUUGCAACCUGUUGUUUCUGAUUUUGUGUAUUCUGUAAAUGAUCUUUGAUCAUAAAGCUGGCUUUGUCAUACUGGAACAAAUUUCUACCUUACAGUUCUACUUGAUCAACGUUCACUUUUUGAAAAAACAAGGACAUACAUAAACAUCUGUUGGAGAAAACAAUUCCAUUUACAUUAAGAAGCAAUUUGCAGUGAGUCUGUGAAAUGUCUGUCCUCAGAGGUACAUGAAAUAAGAAAACUCUAGUGUAUUGCAUAAAAAUGUACUAAAUAUAUAAAGUACACUUUGUAUGUAACAUGCCAUAUUUUUUAAACUUGAAGGGCCCUAGUUAACAGGUUCAGAUAAUAUUUAAUUCUGUUUUUUUCAUUAGUGUUGUAAAGUUAUGUAUUUUAAUCACGUCUGUGUAAAUGUGAAAUUUAUUUAAGGCAUUAAUCAGUUUCUUCAAAUUAAAUUUAAGCCUAUAUUUUUUAAAAUUUCAUCCGUGUAUUCUUGGCAUUGAAACAGUAUUCUGGCUGGAGCAUCUUCAGGAGCAACAUGUAAAAAACAUGCCACAUGAAAAGAGAAAAGGUAUAGAUGGAACAAAACGUGAAGAUGGAGAGCUGGAGAUCUGCUUCUUAAGUAUCAAAACAGAAAAAUAUUAAGAGUUGUGUUACUGAUUGGCUUAUCAAUUCUCAUAUGAUUGUCAAAAACAAUCUAAACCAAUUUCCGCCAUUAGGAAAACUCACAAGCAUAUUUACAUUUCUUGUCCGAAUGAAAGUUUGUAAUUCACAACCCUAGACUACCCUGGCGUUGUGCUUCGUUUUGCCAGUCCUGCAAACAGAUAAUCAGAGUUUUUCCAUUUCUUUUCCCCCACGCAAUCUCUUAACUUUUUCUCCUGAUCUAGUACCUUUUUUAAUGCCUGCCAAUUCUGUUUCAGCAUGUUUUUAAUGAAUGCCUAGCAGAACAAACUACAAGAAUGUGUUUAGUAUAGGAAAAAUCAAUUAUUUCCAGCUUGGCCAUUACCCUGUUACAAGAUCAAGUGUUUUCUGUAUGCGUCAAACAGUUGGCACUCUGAAUAUUGCUCUUUUGGUUCCGUCAUUUCUUGACUAUGUGGUUUCUGUUCACGUUGCAGACAUUCCUCUCCUUUCUUUCCUGUUUGUAUCUCCAGUACCUUUAGUGAUACGCAUUUCAGACUUGCUGUGUUUUCUGCCUGCUGUAAACAUGACCUGAUUCCCUGAUUCACUCACCUGCCUUGUGAAGUUGUCUUUGAUCUCAAGUCUGGCUUCAUGUUUUUGAUGUGCAGCCUUCAAGCACUCCGGUGGCAUUCAUAGUCUCGGCACGUUCAGUUAGUUAAAAUAACUGCAUCUUGUAUGUCCAGUGUUAUUUUAAUAAUAAAUGCUGUGGUUCAUUUGAUGCAGAAAUGUAAGCCUGUGCUAAACUACUUGUGACAUUGCUUGAUUUAAAGAAGUGUAACCUGCCUCCAUUCAUUAUGGAACAAACCAAGUGAUACAACCCGAGUUUUCAAAUUAUCCUCAAUACAUAUUGCAGCCUCAUGCCAAUUUUCUGCUGAAAAUGAUGGUUUUCAGUAAGGGGGUUCUGAUAGAAAAAGAACUUGAGGUAUGAUAAAGAUGGGUAUCCCUCUCAUUGGCCACUUAAUGCUGGGCAUAAUUUCUAGGAGACGUUUAUUGCCUCUGUCUUCCAGUUGUGAACGAAUUGGUGCUCUGUGUUUGACAAAGGUUCAGAAAGUUUAAAUAGGUCUACCCAUGGACAGC